Molecule: messenger RNA, 2984 nt
Organism: Anguilla rostrata (American eel)
Lineage: Eukaryota; Metazoa; Chordata; Actinopteri; Anguilliformes; Anguillidae
Product: organic cation/carnitine transporter 2-like
Exons: 10
Coding region: 173-1834 (553 amino acids)
Biological process (GO): quaternary ammonium group transport; transmembrane transport
Cellular component (GO): membrane
Molecular function (GO): quaternary ammonium group transmembrane transporter activity
Source: RefSeq, a predicted model, not a curated record
UAUAGCCAUAACCAGGAACAAGUAUGACGAAAACUGAAGGUUAAACUGAUUAACACUAACACAAAAGAGAACAGCAACAACGCAGUCUAUGCAAAAGACCCCAGUCCCCGUCUAGAGGAGGCCGUUAUAAAAUCAGCAGCUGCAGUUCGGUCUGCACUCAUUUGUGUUUACAAUGCCCACGUCAGACUACGACGAUGUUACCAAAUUUCUGGGAGAAUGGGGACCUUUUCAAAAACUGAUCACGUUACUCCUCUGUAUAAGCGUAGUUCCCAACGGAUUGUCAGGUUUAUCCAUAGUUUUCAUCGCUGACACGCCACCUCACCACUGCGUGAUACCCCCAAAAGCUAAUAUUAGCGCCGAAUGGAGAAACUAUUCUAUUCCACUGGAAGACGACAACGGGGUGAUGCGCUAUAGCAAAUGCACCCGAUACAAACUGGACGUAAUAAAACUCCUUUCAGACAAUGGGUACGUGCCGGGAAUCGACGUGAAUGUUACUGAAAUAGAACAAGAAAGCUGUAAGGAUGGGUGGGAAUACGACCACGAAAUUUACGUUUCAACUAUUGUGUCCGAGUGGGAUCUGGUGUGUAGUGACGGAUGGAAGGUCCCCAUGACGACCUCUGUGUGCUUCUUCGGUGUCUUAACUGGAUCCUUUAUUUCUGGACAAGUAUCUGACAGGUUUGGGAGGAAAGUCGUUCUGUUUGGAACAGUGGGAGUUCAGACUUUGUUCACAUUCUUCCAGAUUUUCUCCACGUCCUGGCUUAUGUUCUCUGCGCUUUACUUUGUCGUUGGGUUGGGACACAUUUCCAACUACGUCGCAGCAUUUGUCCUCGGAGCAGAAAUUUUGAGUCCACGCAUUCGGCUCAUAUACUCCACAGUGGCCGUGUGCUUUUUUUUUGUCCUCGGCUACAUGAUGCUUCCCCUGACGGCGUUCUUCAUCAGGGACUGGAGAAUGCUGCUGAUAGCCGUCAAUGUCCCAGGAGUUUUCUUUUUCCCCCUCUGGAGGUUCAUCCCGGAGUCCCCCAGAUGGCUUCUCUCUCAGGGCCGGGUGGAGGAGGCAGAGGCCAUUUUGAGAGAUGCUGCCCGGAAGAACAGAGUCACAGCCCCGGAGGUCAUCUUUGCACCUCUCCAGGUGGAAAACAAGACUGAAAAACUGAGCCGCCACAACAUCUGCGAUCUUGUGAAGUCCAACAACAUCCGCUGGGUCACAAUCAUACUGAGCUUCGUGUGGAUGACAAUCUCCGUUGGGUACCUCGCCUUAUCAUUGAACACCUCCAAUCUGUAUGGGAACUCUUUCCUGAACUGCUUCUUCUCAGCAGCUGUCGAGGUCCCAGGCAUUAUUGUGUCCUGGCUCUUAUUUCGCUCUUGCCCAAGGAGACUGUGCCUCUUCACCAUACUCUUCCUCGGCGGAGCUGUACUACUGUUCGCUCAGCUCAUACCAAGAAAUUUGAGUUCGGUAUCUACUGCACUGGAGAUGACGGGAAAAUUCUCCUUCUCAGUGGCUUUCACUAUUGUGUAUGCCUUCACGGCGGAGCUGUACCCCACAGUCCUGAGGAACACCGCCGUGUGCGCCUGCUCCAUGGCGUCUCGGCUGGGGAGCAUUUCCGCUCCCUACUUCAUCCACCUGGGAACCUACUAUAAGCCCUUGCCAUACUUGUUAAUGGGGAGCCUCAGUGUUUUGGGGGCGUUGCUUAGCAUCCUGCUUCCUGAGACCUAUGGUUUGCCUCUCCCUGAGACCAUCAAUCACAUGCAGACUAUUCAAAGGUAUAAAAAGAGGCAAAGAUCAAGUAAUGUUACCAGAGAUACUGCAGCAGUGGAAAAUGCCUCAAUGUUGUAAUGACUGGAUUACAUUAAAAUAAGAGAUGCUGGAUUAUACAAAGAUUGAGAUGUUACUUCUCACACAUGCAACAUGUGUGCACUACUCUUAAACUUUUUAUACUAUCAUGGUGUGCAUUUAUAAUAUGUAUUUAUAAUGCACUGAUAAUACAUUUAGGUUUUAUUAAAGAAGGGGAGUUAUUGUUCAUGUAUAAAUUAAUAGGCAAAAUGUGUACACCCAAACUGUUACUGAAAAUGUGUAUAAUCUGACAAAACAAUAUGACAAUAUCACUGAACAAUAUGACAGGGUUCCUGUUUGUCACCAAUCUUGGCAGAUUUCUGUAUUUUAAGAACAUUAGUCAAAUUGUGUAAUGCUUGUUUAUUUACAAAAUGUAUCUGCCAAAGAUUGUGGUCCUGAAAAUGACUCGUUAAAAGCAGUGAAUUAUAUUACCCAUAAAAACCGAACUGAAAAUUGUAGUGGUUUAUAUAUUGAAAUUAGAACUGAUUCGCCUCUUCAGUUGGUCUAUAAUUUCCUGCAGAACUUUUCUCAUCAGGGGGCAAGAUGAAAAUAACACAGUUACAUGAAAUAAUUUAGGAAAUGUAGCACUGCUUUGGAAUAGAGUUUGUGCAAUUUGUGUGAGCUAAGAUUGCCAAUAUUGUUUGUUGUAACUUUGUCUCAUUUAUCAUAAUAUCAACAGUUUUAAUGGCAGGCCUAGAUUUUUCUUAAUGACUUAAUAUAUAGUUUUAAUUUACAACUUAUAAUCAAUGCUUUUUAUGUGUGAGUAACUUGGCAGGUGCGUGAGUAACAUGUAAUAUAAAUGAUACGUUAAAAAAGUUGUGCAAGUCGCUCUGGAUAAGAGCGUCUGCUAAAAUGUCUGUAAUGCAAUGCAUGUGUAUGCGUGAGUAGCUUGACAUGUUUGUACGUUGAAAUUAAUGUUUGAAGAAAAUGUUUUUUUAUUUCUUUUAAUUUUAUUAAUUAUUGCUACAAUUUGGAACAGCACACUUGCAACCGACUUUAUGUCAUGUCCUAGUUAGCCAGACAGCUAAAACUCUUAACUAAUUUGUAAAUUAUUAGUUCAAGAUGAACUGCCAGUGUUGCCUCCCUUGAGCAAAGUACAGUAAAUAUCCAGCAGUACAAAUGGAUAGGCCAACUAUGUAAAAAAAAAGAAAAA